AUGGACUAUUCCGAAGAUGGAAGCACAGGCACUUUCAAUGGCAACCACGAAAACCGAAACAAUUGUUCAAGCUUUGCUCAAAGCCAAUAUGAAAAUCCAAAAUGUGAUAUUUUUUGCGACAAUGAAGCAGUAUUGAAAUGGGUUCAAGGACAACCAGGACGAAAAGAAAUCGGAACUUUCAUAUACAACCGAUUGAGAUCAAUGAGAUUCGCUGUUUCUCAAAUUGAAAGCCGAGAAGUCAAAGUUCAAUUUGGUUAUGUCAGAUCGAAAGAGAAUCCAGCAGAUCUUGGAACAAGAGGUGUGGACAAAUAUCCAUUCGGAAACUCAAUCUGGUGGGAUGGUCCGAAAUUCUGCCAAGAAGACACCUCAAAAUGGGAUUCCAAACUGUUCGAAAUCAAAGACGAAGGAGGUAUCGCACAUUUGAAUACGGUUUAUGAAGUCACGAGUGAUGAACAACUGUUCAAAUGUGAACGAUCAAGCUCCUUGGCCAAAUGCAAAAGAAUUGCUGCAUAUGUAUUGCGCUUCAUAUGGAAAUCUUCGAAAAAUCUACCAGAAACCAGAACCCGACUCAAGAACAAUAUUAUUGAAUUUGGCUCAAUUUCCGAUGGUGGAGAGAUUACCGCAGAAGAAAUGAAGUCAGCUGAACAAUUGCUCAUCAAACAACACCAAAAAUUAAUCAGCGGAUCAAAAAUGAUGAAGUUGAAAGACUUGAAUUUGGAAGUGAAUGAGCAAGGAAUAAUCGUGUGCAAAGGACGAUUUCAACAAAGUGAGUCGUCAGAUGCUGCUAAAUUUCCAGUAUUGAUUGCCGAAAAAUCUGAACUAGCUAAACGCAUUAUACGAGAAGCACAUGGAAAAUGGCACUCAUCAAUUGGACACACAAUGGCUAAUGUUCGCACAAAAUAUUGGAUUCCGAAAUUGCGACAACAAGUCAAACAUCAAAUGGCUCAAUGUGUCAAAUGUCAAAGAUUCAAUGGACAACCAAUGAAAUAUCCAAAUAUGGCAAGUCUUCCAAAAUCUCGAGUAAUUCAAUCAAAACCAUUCGAGACAGUGGGAAUCGAUUAUUUUGGACCUAUCGACUACAAGACAGACAACGAAACCAUCGAAAAAGCAUAUGGUAUCAUAUUCACAUGCUCAACAACUCGAUUGAUUCAUCUUGAAGUCGUCACAUCAAUGGACACCAGCGCUUUUUUCAAUAUUGGAUGUUUGGUUUUUUUGUUCAUUGGAUCUCAAAAAAUGCGAAAACUCAAGUAA
Molecule: messenger RNA, 1251 nt
Organism: Caenorhabditis angaria
Lineage: Eukaryota; Metazoa; Nematoda; Chromadorea; Rhabditida; Rhabditidae
Source: the annotation of a GenBank genome assembly